AUGGCCUCCCCAAGCCUGGCGAGCAUUGGCGCGGAGAUCUUGCAAGGCGAAAUCAACAACAUCAUCCACGACAUCCUUAUCGAUCGUCACAGAGACCACAAGCUCAUGGUGAUGAACCUCGACCCAACCACGAAACUAGCCCACUGCGAACGCUGCAACCUUCCACGUCUCCUCGACCCGCCACUCGCCCCUCAAGUACGAGGAGCUACCUCAGACCCACCGAGCGACACAGUCUACUGCGACAAGAAGCCAUGGUGCCGAAAACCGGGCUUCGACAUCUACGGCAACCCGUUUCUCAAAGCUGAUCUUACGGGACGGCCGCCGAACAAGAAAGAGCGGGAGGCAGCAAAGAACAACAAGAAAGACGGCGGGGACGGCACACCGGCUUCGAACGAGGGAGGCGAUGCGAACGGCACGGGACCUCCAUCACCAUCGGUGGAAGAAGGCGCGAACGCCAAGGCUGACAAGGUCGAGAAGGGUGAGAAGAAGGCGUCGAAGAUUGACGAGAAGCUAAAGAAGGGCGAGUAUAUCCCGUGGCAGACAUGUCCGAAUUGCAAGCGCAGUCUGCUUAUCACGCGGUUUGCGAAGCAUUUGGAGCAGUGUAUGGGUUUGUCUGGUCGAGCGGCUAGUAGGAAUGCUAUGGCCAAGAUGAACGGCAACACUCCGGCUGGGUCUCGUGGUGGCACGCCGGGGCCCACAGGCAGUCAAGGGGACUCCAAAGGUGGUGAUGAGGAUGACGACGAAGAUGAGAAGAUCAAGGGGCCGGGUGGGGUGAGGAAAAAGGUGCUGAAGAAGGGUCUGAACUCGAAGCUCAAGAAGGCAGAGAAGGAGGGCAAAGCCAAUAGCAAGGCUACGAAGCCAUCUCCGGGUAUUGCGGGUGAGAAUGGAAAGCGAGACAGGGACGAGAUGUCGAUCGACGACCCUGACGAGGACGAGAACGUGCACGUGAAGAAGCGGCAAAAGCUACAGCGUGUCGAGAGCACGGCGAGCUUUGCGUCGCAGUCUUCGGUGCAGCCCGGCUGUGCGGUUGAGAUGGAAAGGGCUGAGAGCAAUGAUGGGGAUGGUGACGGAAGCUUUGUGGAUGACGCUGGGAGCUUUGCAGAUGAUUGA
Messenger RNA from Saxophila tyrrhenica, 1110 nucleotides. RefSeq lists its product as uncharacterized. Gene Ontology annotation, biological process: regulation of transcription by RNA polymerase II; positive regulation of DNA-templated transcription. Lineage: Eukaryota; Fungi; Ascomycota; Dothideomycetes; Mycosphaerellales; Extremaceae. The record is from RefSeq and is a predicted model, not a curated record. Gene Ontology annotation, cellular component: DUBm complex; SAGA complex. Gene Ontology annotation, molecular function: transcription coactivator activity. The transcript has a single exon. Bases 1 to 1110 code for a protein of 369 amino acids.